Messenger RNA from Macrobrachium nipponense, 11789 nucleotides. It is a transcript of the gene Elk, whose product is annotated as potassium voltage-gated channel subfamily H member 8-like. The transcript has 15 exons. Bases 4882 to 8496 code for a protein of 1204 amino acids. Gene Ontology annotation, cellular component: plasma membrane. Lineage: Eukaryota; Metazoa; Arthropoda; Malacostraca; Decapoda; Palaemonidae. Gene Ontology annotation, biological process: potassium ion transmembrane transport; regulation of membrane potential. Gene Ontology annotation, molecular function: voltage-gated potassium channel activity. The record is from RefSeq and is a predicted model, not a curated record.
UGAGAUGGUGUGAUGUAAUACCAUAUCUCUCUCUCUCUCUCUCUCUCUCUCUCUCUCUCUCUCUCUCUCUCUCAUUGUGGGAACUUCUUUGCAUAUAAGAUAUGUGACACGUGGAAUAAUAAACUGCCACCAGAAGUUGUAAACAGCAACAGUGUGGAAGAGUUUAAAAGAAAGCUAGACAAAACCAUAAGGACACUGUGAAUGCACAGUAAAACCUGCUCCUACAGAUAAGUGAGCACACCAUGUCUCCUUUUUAAAAGGAUGGACUAACAAGUCUUUGAGACAUCCUAAUCCUUGUAUACUCCUUGUAAAUCUCUCUCACAACAUUCUAUAUAUAUAUAUAAAUAUGCACCUCGAGUCAAAUUUCUCCUAACUAGUACGUCUAUCGAAUCUCUCUAUCUGUUUCUAUCUAUCAACAGUGUUAUUUCUCGUUGCUAAUCAGUUUACCUAUCUAUCUAUCUACGUCUUAUCACCCCAUCUACCUUGCUUUAUCAUUAAUUGUUUCUAUCUAUCCACCUAUCUAUCUGUCGAUCUAUUAUCCUGUUUGCCUAUCUGUUAUCGUCAAUCUACCUGGAGUACCCGCUCUCGUUAUCAGUCUUAUCAACGCGUCAAAAUUCCUUUAUCAUUUUUCCUGGGAGGGAAAAAAUAAUAUUAAUUAAAAAUCAAUUAUCUUUGGCUUUAGGCCUAUAAUGUAACAGGACCCAAUAUCCUUUUGGUAAUUAUCAGAAGAUUUGCUUGUAAGCUUUUUGUUGUUGUUUUGUGAUGGUUUUAUAUAAUUAUUAAAUAAGCCUACUUAUUUGCUCUUUUUAUUUUCUUUUAUUCGUAUUUUCUCGACACAAAUUGUUGCAGGUUUGAAAACCAUUGCAUACGUGUUUGCGUGUGAGUGUAGACGUAUAGGCCUACGUAGUACAUGCAUGUGAAAUCUACUUGUCCCUUUUACAAGAACCAUUGAAGUACAAUAACGUUGCACCCAUAAAACCAUUGAAUAUAUAUUUAUAUGUUGGUGUAAGUAUAGACUUAUCUAUACAUGCAUGUGGAAUCUACUUGUCCCUUUUUCAAGAACCAUUGAAAUACAAUAACAUUGCAACCAUAAAACCAUUGAAUAUAUGUUCAUGUAUUGGUGUAUGUAUAGGCCUAUAUACAUGUUCAUGAAAUCUACUUGUCCCUUUCACAAGAACCAUUGAAAUACAAUAACAUUGCAACCAUAAAACCAUUUAAUAUAUGUUCAUAUGAUGGAGUAGGUAAACUAGGCCUAUCUGUACAUGCAUAUGAAAUCUACUUACCCCUUUUAAGAACUGCAUAAAUACAAUAACAUUACAACCAUAAACCAUUGAAUAUAAUUAUGUUCAUAUUUUGGUGUAAGCGUAUAGGCUAUCUGUACAUGCAUAUGGAAUCUACUUUCCCCUUUCACAAGAACCAUUGGAAUACAAUAACAUUGCAACCAUAAAACCAUUGAAUGUAUGUCCAUAUGUUGAUGUAGGCGUAUAGGCCUAUGUACAUGUUUAUGAAAUCUACAACAGCCAUACAACCAAAGCUUCACUUUUCAAUUCCCUGCUAUUCUGAGACAAUCUCCUAUACACCUUGAAGCUCUGAAAACCGGUAGUGUAUGUCCAUGUGUAUGCACAUCUGUAUGAAAUACGUGUUUUUCUGUACGUAUGUGUUAAAAGGAUAUAGUGAUUGCUCUUGCAUUUACAGUUACGCCAUUCGUGAAUGCCUGCAUGUGUAAAUGUAUGUAUGGCUUCUUAUAUAUUCAUGUGUACAUUUUUAUACUUCAAUACGAUAUCCUGCUUUGGUUAACAAUGCUGCAGACACUUAUUAACUCACUGUAAUAACUUUCGCUGGCGGUUACAAAAGAUAGGCCUAGUCCAUGAGGGUCAUAUGCGUAAACCAGUACGUAUACUGUAGUCAAAUCUCUGCAUACGAGAGAUAAUCACAAUAUACAAUUAUUGCAUAAGACUAAGGUUUUUUUUUUUUUUCAUCUUAAUUUUGUCUUUACAGUUUCAAAUGCUAGGCAUUCCCUCAACAAUUUGUGACAGGACAUUAAUUGAAAAGUUCCCGGAAGGAAAGUUUAUGAAAAUCCCCUUUACUGGCGCUAUAGUCACGUCAGAAUUUCCAUUUUAGUAACAAACAAAAAAAAUAUAUAUAUAUAAAUACAUACAUGGAAAGCUCUACGUAAAACACGCCUGGAUUAAUUUCGGAGAAUUAUUAUUAUUAUUUUUUUUCAAAAAAAAAAAAAAAAAAAAAAAUUCCCAGCUCGACGAGAGGAAAAUGUUAGCACUAACAAUACGCUCUGCAAAAAUCAGCAUUUUUUUUUUUCUUUUUGCGAGCCCCUGAUUCAAGAGAUUAGAGAUAACUGUGCAAACCGGUUAAUUAAAGGCGAAGGCUGGAUGUACAUCUGUGAGAUGCAAAGAAUAUUAUACAUUCUAGUUGUACGGUUAAGCCAAUUGUAUAUCUGCAUAUGUAUACACAUGCAUAUACAUAAAUAUAUAUUGAAUAUACACACAAACAAACAAACAAUAUAUAUAUAUAUAUAUAUAUAUAUAUAUAUAUAUAUACUUUCGCUUUAACGGCAUCCUACUACAAUCGACUAACUACCAGGUAUUUACUACAUUUGUUUAGGUCAACAGCUUCACGACGGGAUCUUUAUACAACAUAUCCGUCACGGUCUAAAGAAUAUUUACAUGCUGCAUUAACAAUAAAUCAUGGUAAUUAUGGUACUAAUAACUGCAAAAGCGACGAUUAUGUAAAAAUAAUGGACUUCUACUACUACUACUACUACUACUAAUAAUAAUAAUAAUGAUAACACUUCAAUCUUGGUUUGAAACAUGCCCAAAAUAAAAAUUAAUUCCUUUUUCAAUAUGCCAACCACCCCGGUCAGCCAUCUUCGCAGAAACAGAUUUAUUUCUCUAUCUUUUCUUAUCGGUUCUUCGACCGACCCUGCUAUUCCUGAUAAGUAUGGAGAUCAUGUACGGUUCGCUUUUCCGUAAAGGUAGGCCGAGUCCAGGAAGGCCAUAUGCGUAAACCAGUAUGGGAUACAUGGUGUAGCAUACAGAGUGUAGCUACCUACGACGAAUAAUGAUUACAGGAUACAGAUAUCUCAUAUAAAACCAAGAACAUUUUUUGGGGGGCUACGUAUUCUGUAAAUUACAUAAUGAGAAGUAUGCUUCUAAAUGUUAUAAAAUAUAACUGAAAUGCAGUUCACAACGUAAAUAAUUUACUUUGUUAUACAUAACGACAAACGAGCUAUAUAUAUAUAUAUAUAUAUAUAUAUAUAUAUAUAUAUAUAUAUAUAUAUAUAUAUAAACCAAGGUCGUAUUCAUGCAUUUCAGCUCUGACUGUAAUUACAGUGCUAAUCAGCUCCACCAACCAGACCUGUGAGAUUUGGAACUCUGAAAGCAACGGAACAUCAUCGAAUUACUGAAGUAGCCAGCUGAUUUGGAGAGAGAGAGAGAGAGAGAGAGAGAGAGAGGAGAAAAGAUAGAGAGAGAGAGAGAGAGAGAGAGAGAGAGAGAGAGGUUUACCUCCUCGAGGACCUCUCGUUAUCUUCACCAUUGCCAAAUUCUAAACUUUGGUCAAAACAGAAAUGUGGAGCUGACUUCCUGAUAAAACCGAUUCAACUUUUAGUUGUACUGGUAAUAAUACAUUAACAAGCGCGUAAUUAAUUACAUCACAUCACAUUAACAAAUACUUUAGUAAGAUAUUUAGUAUCAGUAUACUAUGUAACCGCCCUGCUUGCUAUAUAAGUUAGACAAAUGCCAUUUUUUUAUUCAAUAAUAUUACAAUGUUCUAACAAAUCUGAUAAUGGUUUUCGUAUGACCUCAACCGUUUCGCGACGAAAUAAUUUUCGCAUGAAAAAAAAUAUAAACGCAUUUAGUUUUUAAUGAAUCAGUAACAACAACAGAUUGGUAUUCUAUGGCAAAUGCAGAAUUUAUAACAAGUACAGAGUAAUAUUCGGUAGCAAAUCCAGCGUAAGAAGGUUCUAAAACGCUAACAUUAAUUCCCGCGAAAGCCGCCGAAGAAUAUAGUAAGGAACCAACAUCCGAUGUCAAUUGUCAAGAAUCGGACAGUAAUGCGUCAACUCUAUUCGCGCAUGGUCGAUGUUGUCCGUCUCUCCCGCGAUUAAUUAAAAUUCUUUAUAAUUUUUCUUAGAUUCUUCGUUGAUUUUAGAUGGUAUAUUUAGUGUUUUUUUUUCUAAUUUAAAUUGUGAAGUGAAUUAACGACGAUACCAGCUGCGCAUCGCAUUUGAAAGUGACAGACAUUUUAGAGUUGUUCCAUUUCACACCUACGAUGAAGUGUUGUUCCAAUAUGGAAGUCUUAAUCAUCUGCUAUUAUUUGUGCGAUGUGAAAGUGGAUUGAUAAUCAACCGGUUGAACUUGAUGUUUUAGCCAGAAAUAUUGUGAAACAGACGAGAGAGAUAUUUAAAUUUAUCUGAGUAUUUCAAGUGGUACUUGUGUUCAGUUUUACCUCAGGCUAUUUACUGGCUAACACUCCCCCUCUGUCACUAGAGAUCUCUUGGACGUUUUCUCCCUACUAGAACGAUCUCUGUCACUGAAAAUCUUAUGAAACUUUGUAUUUUCUAUUGAACUAUAAAAGUGGUCAGUAUAACAUGACAAGUGGUUGCGUUCAUGAAAGCUAAGAUGUCUUAUUCAGUUUGGAAAAUACGCCAGUGAACGUACCCCCACCUCACAGCUGAUUGUGACGUCGCCGUCAGCUGUAUAGCUGUCAAAAUCAUCUGGAUCGUCGAGCGCUUUUGAAAGCGUUGCCUUUGGGUCGUCACUCAAUUUGGCCCGUCGUAAUCAAAGGGUACUUUCAGGAACCUCCUCGAGCAGGUGCCCUGAAGAUUAAUACCCACGGGCAGCCGAAGAAAUUAGGUCCAUCAACAUGCCAGCCCGGAGGGGGCUCCUGGCCCCACAGAACACCUUCCUGGACACCAUCGCCACCAGAUUCGACGGAACACACAGCAACUUCGUCCUGGGAAACGCGCAGGUGCCAGCGCUCUACCCGAUCGUGUACUGCAGCGAUGGCUUCUGUGAGCUCACCGGGUAUGCGCGCGCGCAGAUCAUGCAGAAGGGCUGCGCCUGCAAGUUCCUCUACGGGCCGGAGACCUCCGAGGAGCACACCCUGGCCAUCGACGAGUCCCUCGAGACCAAGUCCGAGCUCAAGGUCGAGGUCAAGUUUUACAAAAAGAACGGUGCCUCCUUCUGGUGCCUGCUGGACAUCGUGCCCAUCAAGAACGAGAAGAGGGAGGUGGUCCUCUUCCUGGCCUCCCACAAAGAUGUCACCAACUCGAAGCUCGAGGAGAUGGACCUCUACAAUAACUACGAGAAUGGAGACGAGAAUGAAAACCUGGACCCGGAAGCUCCUUCCGCCGCCAAAUACGGCCGCAGACGAAGUCGGGCAGUGCUCUACCAGCUCUCGGGGCACUAUACCCAAGACAAGGGCAAGAACAAGCUCAAGCUGAAUAAUACCCUCCUGCAGCCACACUCCGCAGCCCCCCUGCCGGAGUAUAAGACGGCCAGCAUCCAGAAGUCUCGCUUCAUCCUGACCCACUACGGUACCUUGAAGACAUGCUGGGACUUGGUUAUCCUCAUAGCCACCAUCUACGUGGCCGUCAUCGUUCCCUACAACGCCGCUUUCCUCGUCGGCCAGAACCAGCAGAAGAGGACCAUCGUUCCGGACGUCAUCGUGGAAGCCCUCUUCUUCAUCGACAUCCUCCUGAACUUCCGGACGACCUUCGUCAACAAGAAAGGGGAGGUGGUCCUCAGCCCCUGCAGGAUAGCGACGCAUUACGUCAAAGGCUGGUUCCUUCCCGACCUCGCUGCCGCGAUGCCCUUCGAUCUCCUGGUGGCUACUGACGUUUAUAGCUCGCAAACGGCGAACAUCCACCUACUGAAGCUGACGCGUCUCCUCCGCCUGGCGCGCCUCCUUCAGAAGAUCGACAGGUGCUCGCAGUACUCCGCCCUCAUCCUCACCUUCCUCAUGCUCUCCUUCACGCUCGUGGCCCACUGGUUCGCCUGCGUCUGGUACGCCAUCGCCGACGCCGAGAAGGACAGCGAACACGGCAACAUAGGCUGGCUCGAGAUGUUAGCCGAACGGUUAGAUCGGCCCGUAUUCAACGUGACGCUGCCGGAGAAGUACCUAACGGCGCUCUACUUCACCUGUUCGUCUCUCACCUCCGUCGGCUUCGGCAACGUCUCGGCAAACACCAACAAGGAAAAGAUAUUCAGUAUUGCCACCAUGCUUGUCGGAGCCCUAAUGCACGCCACGGUCUUCGGAAACGUCACUUCGAUCAUCCAGCGAAUGUACUUGCGUCGGUCGCUCUACCAGACGAAGUGGCGGGACCUGAAGGACUUCCUCGCCAUCAACCAGAUCCCGAAGGAACUCAGGCAAAGGGUCCAGGACUACUUCCAGACCAUGUGGAGCGUCAACCAGGGCAUUGACAUUCAUGAGACUCUCAAAGAGUUUCCUGAAGAGCUCCGAGGAGACAUAUCCAUGCACAUUCACAGGGAAAUCCUGUCCCUCCCCAUUUUCGAGACAGCUUCUCACGGAUGCCUAAAACUGCUCAGCCUCCACAUCAGGAACAACUUCUGCGCUCCCGGGGAGUAUCUAGUCCACAGAGGAGAUGCUCUCCAGUACAUCUUUUACCUUUGCAAUGGCUCCAUGGAGGUGGUUAUGGACGAGAUGGUGGUAGCCAUUUUAGGCAAAGGCGACCUUGUCGGGAGUGACGUAGAUGUGCAUUUACAGAACGGAACAGAUAGCACUGUUGUCAAGUCUUCGUGUGAUGUGAAAGCUCUCACCUAUUGCGAUCUAAAAUCUAUAUUUAUUCCUGGACUCUUAGAGGUCCUAAAAUUUUAUUUGGAAUAUCAGCAAGAGUUUUCCAAUGAUAUUAAGCAUGACUUGACCUACAACCUUAGAGAAGGUUAUGACAGCGAGCAGCAAGACAACGAUUUAUUCUCUGGAAAGAACCACCUGCCAUCCAUCAGCGAGGACGACGAGGAACGGGGCAGCGAGGAUGACGACAAAUCCCCCGUGUCCACGUCUCCCAGGUCACCUCUCCACUCCCGCACCACCACAAGGUUCAACUUUGCCCGGAAUGAAGAGGAAGUUGGGAGCCCUCGAUGGGGUCAUCGCAGUAGAGAACGUAGUGGUGGUACUCCGUCACGCAGUGCACUCAAGACACUAUCUCCAACUCGCAUUCAUCACCGAUCUUCCGAUGAACUUAGAGGUGAUGAUCAGGCAAAGGUUCAGCUGGAAAAACUUGAUACACAAGUAAAUACUCUCCACUCAGAUGUCAGUGGUCUUACCCAAGAGGUGCGUUCAGCAUUACAACUUCUACAGUCUAUUAGCCACAAUAUUGGAGGGCAUGAGAAUAUGGGUGUUGGAGGAGUAGGAAGCUGCUACACAGUUGCCAGCAGUGAAGGUACUGGUAGACCUAGAGGUGGAGUUGCUGGAGGGAGUACUCAAGGUGGUGUUGCCACAUGUUACAUGGAAGUAAACAGACUUACACCACUCUGCAGGUCUUCUCCUAGUGUAUUUGCCACUUGCGCUGAAACAAAAACUUCUUCAUCAACUCCCCAUCAUCGCACCAGAAAUGUUUCAACACAAACUGACCUUCCAAUAGAUGUCCCUGUAGCAGUAUUAGAAGCUUUUGUGUUGGCCCAUCGCACCAGAGUUCUUCAGUUGUUGGGCAUUACAGAGGAAACUGAUGAUUCUGAUGCCAAACCUUACAACAAAGAUUCCUUUACCAGUCCUUCCACUUUACCGCCUGCUACGUCCACAUCACAAGGAAGUCAUGCUCAUACAUGUAUCACAAUUGCUGGAAGCAACAGUAGUAGCAGCUCUGGCAGCCCAGUUUCAACACCAGACAGAGAAGAGCUUCCUUGUUUAACUAUUAAGUACCAAGAAGAUCCCAUUGGAAAAAAUCCCAACCCAGCAAUUACUAUUCAAGAAGUUUCUCCUACUGCAGGGGAUGGUAGAAAUAACAAUAACAACAAAAAAGAAAAUACCACCGUGGAAACUUACCAAUUAACGAAUGUUCAAAAUUGGCAUCCAAAGCCGCAGGGGGGUAGAACUGUCAUAUCAGGAUCACGAAGUACUGGCAGUCUCAAAGAUAUCCUUUCUAGUGUUAACCUGAUAAACCAGUCACAACAUUCAACCUUCCAACAACCACAUGACCCACUACCUCACACCCAGAAUGAGGACACCACUGAAGAUGAAGAAAACACUAUCGUUAACUACAGAUCCUCAAAAAAGUGUCCACCUUCUGAUCUGAUUUGUUUCUCUGAAGUAAAUCACACAAUGACUCGCAGUACUUCAAUGCCCGUAUCAUCCUUGAGAAUUUCUUCCUAUCCUUCAAAUACUUCUCUUUCAGGAGUUAAAACCGAAUAUAAGGAUACAGGACUUAAUGCUGCGGUGCUAUCUGAAAAAGUGAAUUUGCCAAAUACAGGAGAUCUGUCUACUGUGAAUAAAAAGUCAACAUGUGUAACAGAUUUCUAGCUAAGGAUCGCUUUAUGAUCUUUAGUUUACUAAAUAUGUGGUACAAACUAGCAAAAUAAGACAAGGAAGAGUAAAAUAUGAAUUACAUUUGUAAUAACUGUAUCAACCAUAAAUCUGAAAUUAUAAUAUGGCAAGGAUUACAUGAAAUUACUAUUUGAAAUCAGAUGAACAUGUAUAUAGUUGCAAAAUUAAAGAAUUUAUUUUUAUAUCUUCAAAUGAUUUUAAAUUUUAGAUAGAAUAAGCAAUUAUCUUCAAUUAGUUAAAAGGGUAUAUAGACACACUGGUGUUAACAAGUUUUCUGUAGAUAUGUUAAUUUUUGAGUGGAUACCAAGGGCUUUUAUAUUCAAUGGGGAAACCAUUAAUUUCUUAAUGGGGCUAUCUUGUACUUAAAAAGAUUUCUAAAAGCCAUUCUACCUCUAUUAAUACUUUUAACUAUGUAAUGCACAUGCUGUAAGUACAUCUGCCAAACCUGCACCUGCCUAUCAACAGUACUUAUUUAUUAAUACAUAUGUACGUACAGUGUUCACAUGGAAGUGAACGAUUGCAUGCACAAGUCUUUAAUUCAUAUAUUUAAUAUUUAUAACAAAUUAAGGUCUCAAUAUAAUGAGAAUGCAUGCUUCCUAUUCUUUUUAUCUUUAACUAAGCAAUUGUUAGAAUUUUCCUACAAGUAAGAAGAUCCAUCAUAUACAUAAAUAUGAUAUUAUGUGUAUAUUUAAUAAAAUUGGAUUUUCAGGAUUUUUCAUAAUGAAGGAUCUUGGAUAACUAAUUUGUCCAAUUCAAAAACAUUUAUAUUAACAGUCUUAAAUGAUUAAUCAAUACUUGUGCCACUUUUUAGGUUAACAGUCUUUGAAAUAAUUUCAAAUCUUGUUACUGUAUCUUGUUUAUAGAAUGUUAGCAUAACUGUACGCUAUGCAAAUUAUGCUCUGUCUUUUACAUGUGGUGGUGUCAAGUUAUUUCUAUACUGUCUUUUGCUAUGUUUGUUGGGAAGUUACUUCAGAAUCAUCCUAACUACAAAACAUUUUGUUGAAUACAAGACUUAUCCAUCAUCUUCCACUGUCUCUUUCCCUAUUAUUGUGAUACAUUACAUUAGGUUCCUGAUGGUGUACAUACAAUUAAUAGAAAUAUUUUUGGUGGAAAUAAAAAGUGAUCAUAUCUGCACAAUAUAAAAGUAAUUUAUGAAUGAUUAUUGAUUUUGUUGCUUAACUAAUAUUAUUACAGGGUGUUCUCUUCCUACUGUAACACAGAAUAUACUAACAGCAUUCAAUGCAAAAGUUUUCUUAACAAAAUUUCACCUCCACACGUUAUUUUCUCAUAAAAAAAUUGGGUUGAGUUUAAUUUAUAUUUAAACCCUUUGAUAAACUAGAGAACAAUUAAAUCCAGAUGGUAUAUCUGAAGAAUCAAUUCUGACUAGAAAUUGCAAAAUAAACAAAAUGAUGGUAAAAACUACCUUACGCAGAAUUCUGACUAGAAAUUGCAAAAUAAACUCUCUUACUUUUACAACCCACAAUAUUAGUGCCAGUGACAGACUUCAAGAGGUUAAUUGUAAUUGCUGCAUCAAAACUUCCUGUUACACCAUUUUGUCAAAGAUGAUACAGUGAAUUAAUUAUUCUGUUCAGAUAUAACAAACCCUUUACAUAUGUUACUAAUUUCAAGUUUGAAUAUCUUAAUUAUCACUGAAUUUAUACAUGUGUACAAAUAUUUCAACACAUGUAAACCUACAAAUAUCCUUUGAUUCUAUUUUUAUCUGAAUCAAGAUUAUUACUAAUUUCCUUAAACUUACACAAAGCCACAAAUACACCAGCUGUGGGAGCAAAGUAACAAAAUACAGGUAGUCAUAAUUGCUUUUGUUUUGUGCAAAUAUGUUCUGGUAACAUCUUCUCUAUAUGUGACACUUGGGUUGAAUAUUAAUAUAGUGAUCCCUAAUGAUAUUGUACAUACGUCAUCUUGAAUCUUGAAUAUAUUAAAAUCUAGUAAUGUUAAAUGUUAUUUUGCUGAGGUAAUCCAGACUAUUACUAUCCUGACUAGCUACUGCUGUAAAUUCAAGAACACGACUGUAUUGAUGAAUUGAAUAGUAUUAAAUGUACAGUAAUUCAGAUCAACGACACAAUCAAAAUAUAUUUUGACAAACACCAGUUUCUGUAUUAUAUAAAAUGCUUCGAAUAAUGAUAUUUUGAAAGUAGUUUUUUGAACUUUGUAUAAAAGUAAUAAAGCCUUUCAUACUUCAGUAGAGUUGGAUAGAUAAAUACCAGAGAAAAGUAAUCUCACAAGAAUCUAACAAGAGUCUAGGUUCACCUUAGUACACUUACCAGUACCAAAAAUCCACUGCUUAAAAAACAGCAAAGCUAAAAUUCCCUGUUUCAAGUUAGUCAUCCAACAACAUCUCUCUUACCAAGUUUACUGAUGAAGAACAAAUAAAUAUAUCACAAUAGGAAAGGUGAGAAAACUAUAGCUGGGAGCAGAUACACAAAAUUGGCACAUUUACUACGCAGUGUUGCUAAACAGCAGCACCAAUAUGUAGUAAGUGUCCUGCGCAGCUAACUUCCCAGUUCCAGAGGUCUCUUGAUUCCUCACACCAUUGGACUGUGGAACAGUUUCAGUAAAUAUGUUAUGUAAAUAGAACCUCAAAAUUCAAGUACAGGUGUAAUGCAUUACUACCCUAAAACAAUUCACCUUGUAUUUUAAUAAUUUAUUUCUAUUUCUAUCUAUUUUUCUAUUGAUUGACCUUUUUCCUAAUAACUGAUCUCUUCUUUCUGUAUUUUUUAUUGUCUUCUGUAACUUCUUUCAAAUGAACACCAUAUUCUUUGGAAGCUUGAAUUUCAAGUGAAUGGCCCCUUGCAGGCUCAUUCCACAUGAAUAGGAUUCAUCUUCAGAAUAUGUAAUAAUAACAAUAUGCAUAAUAAUGACAGUAAUAAUAAAAAAUUCUGGAUCAAAAACCCUUUUCUAAAGAGUUGCAGAUCUAAACUACUUGUCAAGCAAAUAAUGGUACCAGAAAAAUAGGAUACAGAAAAUUGACUUAAACCUUAUGAAGUAAUGUACCAAUUGUAUAUUAUUGUGAAAAAACUUAAGACAGAUCGACAAUAACAUUUGAGCAUUCUAACUUACAGCAUAGGUACUAAAUUUAACUACAACAAAGGUACUAAAUUUACCAUUCACCUAAUGAACCAAAAAAACCACUGGCUGCUAUUUUCUAAAUUGAUUUAAGAAGAGAAAUUCAUAAAAAAUUAAGUGUCAAAAAAAUUUUUUUUUUCAAUAUAUAAAAGAUCUCUAUACAAAAAAUAAAUGGUUACCAAAAA